Halichondria panicea is the source of this 1335-nucleotide messenger RNA. RefSeq lists its product as uncharacterized. NCBI's taxonomy places the organism in Eukaryota, Metazoa, Porifera, Demospongiae, Suberitida, Halichondriidae. Bases 345 to 1259 code for a protein of 304 amino acids. The transcript has a single exon. The record is from RefSeq and is a predicted model, not a curated record.
UUAAUCAUUGGGUUUUACAAUGCUCAUUAACUUUGCUGUGGUAACUAUAGUCAUGUUUUAUGUGAGUAUAUGGCCUUAUUAAUUAAUUGACACGAGACAGUGUAAGGAAAUACCCAUGCACUUGUGAAGUACUUUACUAGGAAUUUAAAGUGCAUGAAUAUCUCUUUCAUGUGACGCUUUCAAGUGAAAACUAUGAAUUUCUUUGGUUUUGCCGAGCUAGCUGUUUGUAUAAACGAAUUCAAGGUGCUCUCGGAGACCAAGCUGCAGUAAGAUCGUAUUUAAGAAAGCACACCAGUCGAACAUAUUUUAUCUUCAAGACAAGGUGGUUUAUUAUACUAGUUGUAAUGGCAAAAAAAGAAGCUUCUAGCCAAUUCAUUUGUCUAGCAAAUUUUAUCAACGAAUUGGAUGCCUCUAAAAAACAGCUAGCUCUCUUAUUUAAGAAAGGACCAAAGACAACUUCUAAAGAAGUAGCUUCACGAAAUCUUUGGCCUUAUUUCCAUCAAUUGAUGGAAAAGUGGGAGAUAUUCAUCAAAGAUCUACUGAAAGAAUCUGUAGAAAUUGUGUUUAAUGAGCUUCUGGCUUCAUCAACAUCCAAACAAACUAACAAACUAACUCCCCAUCUUCAAGAAGUUGUGGCACACUCUCUACUACACCAUUCCUCCAAAGAUGAUAAAAAGGCAGCCUUUGAAAUGAGCUCUUACCUCCUACCUGACCCAGACCUUUGGAGAGACAGUUUCGAUAGCUACAAGCGAUAUCUCUUGGCCAAAUGUGAUGAGAUUGUCCCCGUUUUUGAUGGAGCCAAUGGCAUUGAUGAGACGUUCAAGGAAAUCUUUGAAUCUACUGGUACUGCAUUCAGCCUUUCUAGUUCUAUGAUUCCAAUCAAAGCAUCGUAUUUGUAUUCAAAAGACCAACAUCCAAAAGGGACUGAUCUCACUCUUUCCUCAGUUGAAGGUCUAUCAACUAUUUUGCAUCUGUAUUAUGGAAUUCACUGUGUUGUAACAAAGAAAAGCUCAGACUACUUUUCGAAGAUCGAUUGCAAUCUAUUUCAAAAUCCGCAAAAAUGUUAUUUCCAAGAAUUGUUCGGAGAAAACCCCGGCGAUUUUCUUGAGUAUUUUUACAGAUGUGUGGUAAAUCACCCAGACGAUCCCUAUCUCUAUAUGAAACAGUGUGAAAGUCUGAAACACUUUUUGUGGACCUUAACACAUUCUUUAUGUGAUGCAGUCUCAUCAUUUAUGAUGAACCAUUUUUAUAUUACUUAGAUUGUGUUUAUUUUCAGUUUUCAGUACAUGAAAAUUCACCCCAUAAUUACAUUUGUCAAAUUAGUUCCAAUAAUUA